UCGUUGGUCACCGACGAACAGCCCUUAGCCACGGAUCAGACCGGAGAUAAUGACAUGAAUGGUUACGAAACAAUCGGCGGCGAAGUGCUAGUGAAGAGCAACGACAUCGUCAACGGUAUUAUCGACGCGUUGCGAAUCCGUUGCGAGCGCUCUGGCGACGGAGCUGAAGAGAGAGAGCGCAAUGAGUGGCGCGAAAAGUGCGGUUCAAUUGAAAGCAAUUACAAGCAAAUGAAGGGGUCGGCCAUCAAGUUGUCCAAGAAGUGCAAGACAUUGGCCGCACAACUAGCGGACAGUCAACAGAUCCAGGCGUUCAACGAGAUUCAGCUCGAGUGCCAGAAACGCAUCAAUUUGUUUGGCGCUGGCGGUCAGGCGCCCGAUCCGAGCCAAUCAACUGCCGAUGAUUAUAAUGGUUUAGUGGAUGAUAAUAGCGGUGAUGAGUGGACACCUGGCCUAACGGUGCCGAUCGCCAGUUGUGUGAUGUAUGGCACGGCUGUGGCCACCAGUGGUAGCGUUGAGUUUGGCGCCGAUUGUAUUACGCUAUUAGACAUUAUACCCAACAAUAAUCUACCCUGGAUCAAAUACUACAUCGCGCUGCCAUACGUUGAAAUACAACGUCUAUACCUGUCCGCCGAUCCGGCGCUACCAUUGGUGUGCAUUAAACCAGUGGACAAUUCUGGGGUAAAAAUCAAAGAGCAUUUUAAUAUAAUCGCUAGCGAUUCAGAGACGACUGAACAGAAUAUUUUGCUGGUAUUGAAGGCCAGAAUCGACGACACGUUUGCCAACCGGUUAUAUAAGUGGUGUAAACGCUUGAAAGUCUCGUGUGUUUGCAACAAAAUUGACUACCGGAGCGGCUCGACCUCAAGCACACCCACCACUGAUCGGCAGCCAUACCAAGAGAUGUGUAAAUGUUUUAGACGAUGUUUUUGCUGCUGUGGCGGCGGUCAAGACUCCGACGACGAGGCCGAGUGUCAGCCCCUGGAGCCGGCAAAUGGCAAUCAUUUAAAUGGUGGUAAUUAUGGUGAUGGCAAUGGUAACGGUGGCGGUGAUCAGUGGGCACCGAACUUAUCGGUAUUGUUGGGUCGUUGUGUGAUAUUUGGCACACGUAUGGCCACCGGUGGUCGGGUCGAGUUCGACGAGCAUUGCAUUACUUUAAGCAACAUAUCCGACACAUCACCAGAUUCUCUCACCAAUACAUUUGGUUUGCGAUACGAGAUGAUACAGGAGCUGGUGGUGACCGCCGACUCGGCGAUGCCAAUGGUCCGCAUCAGACCCACAGACGCCUGUGCGGCCAGAAUCCGACAGCAUUUGGCUAGAGCAAAUGUGAUGAACGGCCAGAAUAUUCUGUUGAUGUUAACGUCCGACCGCAGAGUCGACGAGACGUUUGCCAACCGCUUAGAUAACUGGUGGAGACGUUUGCGGGCAAAUCGUGUCCAUUAA
Molecule: messenger RNA, 1437 nt
Organism: Medioppia subpectinata
Lineage: Eukaryota; Metazoa; Arthropoda; Arachnida; Sarcoptiformes; Oppiidae
Source: the annotation of a GenBank genome assembly